Molecule: messenger RNA, 1707 nt
Organism: Rattus rattus (black rat)
Lineage: Eukaryota; Metazoa; Chordata; Mammalia; Rodentia; Muridae
Gene: Plxdc2
Product: plexin domain containing 2
Exons: 11
Coding region: 1-1287 (428 amino acids)
Source: RefSeq, a predicted model, not a curated record
AUGACAAGUUCCCAAGGUGUAUAUAUUUUUACUCUAAUAGGUAUUAUAGAGAGAGUCACACCUGGAGGUAACACACUUGUAUCUUUUUCAGACUGGAAGUAUGAAGUUGCAAACACCUUGCCUCAGAGUGAAGAGGGGGUGGAAGUGGACUCUCAAGCAUACAGCCACCGGUGGAAAAGAAACGUGGACCCUUUUAAAGCUGUAGACACAAACCGAGCCAGCAUGGGCCAAGACUCUCCAGAGUCCAGAGGCUUCCCCGAUCUGCUACUGGAUGACGGGCAGGACAACACCACCCAGAUCGAGGAGGACACAGAUCACAAUUACUACAUUUCUCGGAUAUAUGGUCCAGCGGAUUCUGCCAGCCGGGAUCUGUGGGUGAACAUAGACCAAAUGGAAAAGGACAAAGUGAAGAUUCACGGGAUACUUUCCAACACUCAUCGGCAAGCUGCAAGAGUGAAUCUGUCCUUCGAUUUUCCAUUUUAUGGUCAUUUUCUAAAUGAAGUCACUGUGGCAACUGGGGGUUUCAUAUACACUGGAGAAGUUGUGCAUCGAAUGCUGACAGCUACACAGUACAUAGCCCCUUUAAUGGCAAAUUUUGAUCCCAGUGUAUCCAGAAAUUCAACCGUCAGAUACUUUGAUAAUGGCACAGCUCUUGUUGUCCAGUGGGACCAUGUCCACCUGCAAGAUAAUUACAACUUGGGAAGCUUCACAUUCCAGGCCACACUCCUCAUGGAUGGGCGUAUCAUCUUCGGAUACAAAGAAAUUCCAGUCUUGGUUACACAGAUAAGCUCCACCAACCAUCCAGUCAAAGUCGGGUUGUCUGAUGCAUUUGUCGUAGUCCACAGGAUCCAGCAAAUACCCAAUGUUCGAAGAAGAACAAUUUAUGAAUAUCACCGUGUAGAACUACAGAUGUCCAAAAUUACCAACAUUUCAGCUGUGGAGAUGACCCCACUCCCAACAUGUCUCCAGUUCAAUGGUUGUGGCCCUUGUGUGUCCUCGCAGAUUGGUUUCAACUGCAGUUGGUGUAGCAAACUUCAAAGAUGCUCGAGUGGAUUCGAUCGCCAUCGGCAGGACUGGGUGGACAGUGGAUGCCCUGAAGAAGUACAGUCAAAGGAGAAGAUGUGCGAGAACACAGAGCCAGGGGAGACGUCUCAAACUACCACGACCGCACAAACAACCACCACGCAAUUCAGGGUCCUGACCACCACCAGGAGAGCUGUGACGUCGCAGAUGCCUACCAGCCUGCCUACAGAAGGUACCUGCAAGAUUGUUUGCUUAUUUUUAUAGAAAAGAAAAAGUUUAAUUCCUGUUUCCUGGAGGAAUAGAAUAUUGUUUGGCCAAUUAACUUUCUAAAGGAUUUUCCAGAUUCAGAAUUACGUGAUCAGGAAACAAAUGCUGGAAUUCUUUACACAUGGCAAUCCUCUUCUUAAGCCUUAGUGGUUCUCCAUGAUCUGGCCUUUUGUUCUCCCUAGAAAAGAAACAUAGGCUUCUGAUCACUUAACCAAACCUAGAAAUCAUCAAACUACAUCCCUGGUACAGGAUUCAAAUGAAAUAUGCAUAUAAAAUGACUUGUUAUGAAAUUCUGCACAAUAGAUAAUUUUACUCACAUAUUGUUAUAUAGUGUAUUUUCUGAGUGCAAUCAACAAGAUUGAAUAUCACAAAACUGUCCUUGAAAGGUUCCUUCCAUUUUGUAUUUUGGGGAAGGAA